Molecule: messenger RNA, 891 nt
Organism: Rhododendron vialii
Lineage: Eukaryota; Viridiplantae; Streptophyta; Magnoliopsida; Ericales; Ericaceae
Product: MDIS1-interacting receptor like kinase 2-like
Exons: 4
Coding region: 1-891 (296 amino acids)
Biological process (GO): protein phosphorylation
Molecular function (GO): ATP binding; protein kinase activity
Source: RefSeq, a predicted model, not a curated record
AUGCUCAGCCUGUCAACGAUCGAUUUGUCGUUCAAUGAACUGGAGGGUCCUCUGCCUGACUCCAAGGUUUUUAAUUCGUCUCCGCCCGAAGCGUCUUCUCAUAACAAGAAUCUAUGUGGUGAUUCAAUCCAAGGUUUGACACCAUGCAACAACUCAGUGUCUGGAGGUGGUGGUAAGGAAAACAAAGGAAACUCACGGUUGAUCAUUAUCGCAGUUUCUACCUCGUUAGGCUCGUUGUUUCUCUUGCUUUUGCUUGUUGGGGCUGUCGCGCUUCACCGAAAAAGUAACCGGAGAAGCCAGAAAGAAGAUGGUAAUUUCGACGAUGCAUACUGCAUUGGACAGGGAGGAUCGGCCAGAGUCUACAAAGUUGACUUACCAAAUGGGCAGGUAGUAGCAGUUAAAAAGCUAUUUAUGAAUGAAGGUUCAGAGAUUGGGGAGAUCAAGAGUUUUGCAAAUGAGGUAGCAACGCUGACGGAAAUAAGGCACCAGAACAUCGUGAAACUCUACGGCUUCUGUUACCACGAAAAGCACACUUUUCUGGUUUGCGAGUACAUGGAGAGAGGAAGCUUGGCAGACAUUUUGAAGAGAGAGAAAGACGCCUGGGAGUUGGACUGGAGCAAGAGAGUGAACGUAGUGAAAGGGGUGGCUCAUGCUUUAUCUUACCUUUAUCACAACUGCAUGCCUCACAUAAUUCAUCGGGAUAUAUUGAGCAAGAAUGUUUUGUUGGACUCGGAAAUGGAGGCUCAUGUCUCAGAUUUUGGCACAGCAAGGGUUUUGAAGCCCGAUUCUUCAAAUUCUAGGCACAUUCGGAUACAUUGCUCCAGAAUUAUCGUACACAAUGGCAGUGACAGAGAAAUGCGACGUGUACAGCUUUGGAGUUUUGACACUUGA